This is a messenger RNA of Seminavis robusta, 1191 nucleotides long. The record is from the annotation of a GenBank genome assembly. NCBI's taxonomy places the organism in Eukaryota, Bacillariophyta, Bacillariophyceae, Naviculales, Naviculaceae.
AUGCCGCGGCGGCCGAAUAGAGCGAGGGCUCCGCCUCUUGCCCCUGAUCAGGUGUCCAACUUUCACGCUUUGAUUCAAAAUGGUGACGUCGUUGGAGUGAAAAACCAAAUUUCAUCAACGCCGCGCCUUGCCAAUUCAAAAGAUGCUCGAGGUUACACGCCUCUCAUGGCUGUCGUAGCUUCAGAAUCACCAUUGCAGAGCCAGGUCCAACUCAUCGACAGUCUCAUGCAGAAAGGAGGAGCCUCGCUUGGUACGCGAGGCCCGGACAGAUGCAACGUCCUGUUGUUGGCAUGUGAAGCAGGGUCUCAUCCAGAGGUCAUUGACUGCCUUCGUCGGUGGAACUCCAAGCGAGGUGGAAACCAAGUGCGUUGGAAUCAGUGCAACGAUUGCAAAGACGGGCCAAUAGUUCUAGCUGCGAAAUCCGGAUCGUUUGCUCUUUUAUCUCAUCUGCUCUCCCUGGCUGAGACUGACACAUCGAGCGAUUUCUCUGGAGGAUCCGAUAGCAACGCCCCCGUUAAGGUUUUGGAUGCUGCCAUCAAAACAGACAACGAGGAGAUGGUUCUGUUUGUUCUUCGCCAUAAAAGAUUCAAAGACAGAAUCAGUGAUGUAGAGAUCUACUACGACGACGACUCGGACGACGACUGCUAUGGCAGGGGUACUCCUGACUCUGUCACUGUCGAUGACUGUGUUCGAGAGGCUUGCGAGCGCAAGUUGUUUGAAGCCGUUUGUGAAAUCUCAGCUCAGAAUCUUCACAAUCAGAUGGUCCGUACUCAGAUCUGGUUGUGCUGGCGUAAGACCCAGGUUGAGCUCGAAGCCCAAGGUGACGCCGCGACGGAAUCGACCACUGAGAUGCCCCCAAGACAGAUCGAGGAUGUUGCGAGGAAACGCCAGGGAGAUCUCGUUCACAAAUACAACCCAAAGUUGCUCCCUCUUCUAUUGGCAAGAUCGAGGUACUCGAAGGGUACCGCGGUCAGCAUGGGCGACGAGCUUGCCCAAUCCAUGGCAAAAUGUGAAGAAGACAUCUUCCGUCGGAUUGCAGAAUACUGUUUCAUUCUGAGCCCAAAGAAACUUGAGAAGGAAGUAGAGCGUGACAUUCAUUUUCAGAAGCACGCCGAAUGGUGCUGUGAAUGUGAAGGAUGGUUCUUGCCAUGGUCGUGCGAUUGCAUGCGGUACAAUGGGUAUUCCAGCUGA